UUCCAGGGCUGGUCGUUCAUUACAAGCUUGUGCUGAAGUAAUGUGGCCCCAAGUCUCCACCCUCCUGAGGUCGUCUUGCACACUCAGCCCAAAGACUUUGCACAGCCCGGAAGGAACGCGCCGCUACCCUCCGGUCACCAGGGGGCGCGUCUUCGCUAAGGCGCAUGCGCCUUCCUGGCUUCAGGAGGAGGCCUGCGCUCUUGCUGUGUCUUCCGCCUCAGUUGAGCUUCCGGCGCGAAGGUCACGGACAAGAUGGUUCCCCCAGUUCAGGUCUCUCCGCUCAUCAAGCUCUGCCGAUACUCAGCCCUGGUCAUCGGCAUGGCCUACGGCGCCAAGCGCUAUAGUUACCUAAAACCCCGGGCAGAGGAGGAGAGGAGGGUGGCAGCGGAGGAAAAGAAGAGACUAGAUGAGCUGAAACGGAUUGAGAGAGAACUGGCAGAAGCUCAAGAUGACAGCAUACUCAAGUGACGCGCCAGUGAGCUUGCCUUUUCUUUUAGUCGCUGAGGAUGAAUAAAGCUUUGUUGUGUGAUGCUC
Molecule: messenger RNA, 534 nt
Organism: Peromyscus californicus insignis
Lineage: Eukaryota; Metazoa; Chordata; Mammalia; Rodentia; Cricetidae
Gene: Atp5me
Product: ATP synthase membrane subunit e
Exons: 4
Coding region: 253-468 (71 amino acids)
Biological process (GO): proton motive force-driven ATP synthesis
Molecular function (GO): proton transmembrane transporter activity
Source: RefSeq, a predicted model, not a curated record